Messenger RNA from Chiloscyllium plagiosum (whitespotted bambooshark), 1378 nucleotides. The record is from the annotation of a RefSeq genome assembly. Lineage: Eukaryota; Metazoa; Chordata; Chondrichthyes; Orectolobiformes; Hemiscylliidae.
AUGUUAAAAAUCCUACUACCAACAAUAAUAUUAUUCCCGACUACAUGAUUAACACCUAUAAAAUGGUUAUGACCUGUUUCCUUAACCCACAGCCUUAUUAUCGCCUUACUUAGUCUCACCUGAUUUAAAUGAGAUUCAGAUAUUGGCUGAGAUUCCUCAAAUCAAUAUCUGGCUAUAGAUCCUUUAUCAAUACCACUACUAAUCCUAACUUGUUGAUUACUCCCAUUAAUAAUUAUGGCCAGUCAAAAUCAUAUAUACCCCGAACCCAUUAUCCGUCAACGAAUCUAUCUUACAUUAUUAAUUUCACUCCAAGCAUUCCUUAUCAUAGCAUUCAGUGCAACAGAACUAAUUAUAUUUUAUAUUAUAUUUGAAGCCACACUUAUCCCCACACUCAUCAUUAUUACACGAUGAGGCAAUCAAACAGAACGCUUAAACGCAGGAAUCUAUUUUCUAUUUUAUACCCUAAUAGGUUCACUACCCUUAUUAAUUGCCUUAUUAACAUUACAAAAUAGCCUAGGAACAUUAUCCAUAAUAAUUAUACAAUACUCACAACCUUCAGAACUACUUCUAUGAGCUGACAAAUUCUGAUGAACAGCAUGUAUUAUAGCAUUCCUUGUUAAAAUACCUUUAUACGGAGUACAUUUAUGAUUACCCAAAGCCCAUGUAGAAGCUCCAAUUGCUGGUUCAAUAAUUCUAGCCGCCAUCCUACUUAAAUUAGGUGGCUACGGAAUAAUACGAAUUAUUAUCAUAUUAAAUCCCCUUACAAAAGAACUAGCUUAUCCAUUCAUUAUCCUAGCUAUCUGAGGUAUCAUCAUAACCAGCUCAAUCUGCUUACGACAAACAGACUUAAAAUCCCUCAUUGCUUACUCUUCAGUAAGCCACAUAGGUCUAGUCGUAGGAGCUAUCUUAAUCCAAAUACCAUGAAGUUUUGCAGGAGCUAUUACCCUAAUAAUCGCACAUGGACUGAUUUCAUCUGCCCUAUUUUGCCUAGCAAACACCAACUAUGAACGAACUCACAGCCGAACAUUACUACUAGCCCGAGGAAUCCAAAUUGCCCUACCCCUUAUAACAACCUGAUGAUUCCUAACAAACUUAGCUAACCUAGCAUUACCACCCACACCCAAUCUUAUAGGAGAAUUACUUAUUAUCUCCUCUCUAUUCAAUUGAUCCAACUGAACCAUCAUCAUAACAGGUCUAGGAGUAUUAAUUACUGCCUCUUACUCCCUCUACAUAUUCUUAAUGACCCAACGUGGACCUAUCCAAAAUCAUAUUCCCUCUCUCAUCCCAUCCUAUACACGAGAACAUCUCCUCCUCACCCUUCACCUUCUACCAAUGCUUCUCCUAAUCCUAAAACCACAACUCAUUAUAGGAUGAACAU